This is a messenger RNA of Pungitius pungitius (ninespine stickleback), 2400 nucleotides long. It is a transcript of the gene tnfrsf1a, whose product is annotated as tumor necrosis factor receptor superfamily, member 1a. Gene Ontology annotation, molecular function: tumor necrosis factor binding; tumor necrosis factor receptor activity. The record is from RefSeq and is a predicted model, not a curated record. NCBI's taxonomy places the organism in Eukaryota, Metazoa, Chordata, Actinopteri, Perciformes, Gasterosteidae. The transcript has 10 exons. Bases 182 to 1366 code for a protein of 394 amino acids. Gene Ontology annotation, cellular component: signaling receptor complex; membrane raft. Gene Ontology annotation, biological process: inflammatory response; signal transduction.
GCGCGCGGAGGGGCCGCUGCUCGCUCUUCCUCCUUCGGUUGAGGACACCAGACAAUAGUCGUGCCGAAUAAAACCAAAAUGUGCGUUCGUGGGUGAAGCAACGGAGCCCCCCCCCCCACCCCCCACCCCCACCUGGGCGCGUGACCGUGGUCGUGCAGAUGGAUUGAGCUAAGCCUGAAAGAUGAUGGCGGCAGAUGAGCUUGCAGGAAGAUUGACCAAAAAAAACCUUGUUGGCACAAUACUGCUCGUCCUUAUGUGCCUUUCCCUCCCCACUCUGACGUUGUCGGAGCCUCCAGGGGAGCCGUGUCCACACGGGGACUAUGAGGUUGAAAAGGGGAUUUGUUGCAACAAAUGCCCUCGAGGUACCAAGCUUGUAGAAAAGUGCAAUGCUACAGGUCAGAGAAGUAAGUGUGAAAGCUGUCCGGAAAAAGAAUAUACAGACCAGGAAAACUUCCACCCUAACUGUCAUCGUUGCAAGACCUGCAAGGUGCAUGAAGAGACAGUGUCAGCGUGUCAAAAAGACCAAAACACAGUGUGUCGCUGUAAAGCUGGUUUUUACAAGUCUAAAAUCGACUCAGAAGCCUACCAGUGUCUCCAAUGUACCACAUGUGGCGAGAAUAAAAAGCAAAAACAGGAAUGUACGGCAGAGAAAAACACUGAGUGUGAAUGUAUAGAGAACUACUACAAAGCCAAGAGCAAGUGUAUACUCUGCACGAAUUGUACCGCUGAGUGCCAACAUCACUGCUCAACGGCACUUCCUGUGACUACAAUAGAUCCUAAAAAUGAUCAAUACCUGAUCAAGACGAUUGCUGUAGUUGCAUUUAUUGCCGGGGUGUCUCUAGCGGUGGUGGCUAUCGUCACCUUCGUGGCCACAAAGCGGUUCACGAGGAAGAAGUUGCUGAAGCAGUCCAGCCUCCCGGCGGACGGCUCCCCGGACCCGUGCGAGCAAGUCCUGGUUCACAACGAGGAACUUUCAGACAACAUGGGUGUCAAAGCUGUCCCCCAAAGCCCCGUGAGUGAACAGGAGCCGUCCAAUCUGCCCGACUGCAUCCCCCUGGAAAUCAAGAUCCCCGACCUGAUCUACACGGUGCUGGACCUGGUCCCCGUGCUGCGGGUGAAGCAGCUGGUGCGUUCUCUCGGUGUGAAGGACACAGAGAUCGAACAAGCAGAGGUGGAUCACAGGUCCUGCCGCGAGGCUCACUACCAGAUGCUGAGGGUGUGGGCCGAGAGAGGGUCGCUUGCCGGUGCGGGCGGUAGAGGCGGAAUGAUGCACUGGCCCUUGUUGCAGGAAUUGUUGGCCGAGCUGAGAAAGAUGCAUCUGGGACAUGCAGCCGAGGAGCUGGAGACAAAGUACGGCAUUCAGUAAUUCUGCACCGUGCGCCAAGCGAGAAGCUCAUGAAACCAAGUAUUGUUCCCAUCAGAGCCUCAAGGUGUACAAAGUGACACAGGGCUCCCUCCAGCAGUUUCUUUGCACAGUAACCAGCGACGCUGAGAACUCUUAUCGCUCCACUCGCUGUCUUAAGAAGACAGAAUCAAACUACUGAGAGCGGCCGAUCAAAUGAUUUAUGAGCGGAGAUGAACAAUAAUGAUUCACAGAUGAAUUAUAAAACAAUAAAUGUAUCCAUGUUAUAUUUUUAAAGAGUUAGAUGAUAAAAUGUAUUCAAGCGUCCUCCUGUACGUUAAAUAUGAAGCUACAACCAAGCAGCUAGAUAGCUUAGCCUAGCGCAACGACCAGAAACAUUGAAGCUGUUGGCCUGUUUUUUUUCUGGGGGUUAUAUUUAUGGGAAGGCUUUCAAAAGCUUCAUCACUGUGCACAGCUUUGCUGGGACCAUUUGUCGGGGCGAAAUUAGCUGUAGAGGUGUAGGUGUCUAUGAAAUAUAGGAGGGGGAAAGAGGUCUUAUAUGAUUUCAUAAUAGACUUUUUACUCUUUGAGCGAAGUUCAAAUUCUAAUCCUGACUACUCAGUGCUGCGUGCCACGGGGUUAACUGCUAAUGUUUUACGAGUAGUUCCUUGUUACAUUGUUGAAGCCGUGUGUUGAGAUAUUUACGGAACAACAUCAAAGCCAGGGAAGUUUGUAGUUCCUGGUGGAGAACAGAGCCGUGCCGCUUCGUACGGGCUUUUGAGGACCCAAUUUUCAUUCUUUUGAGCCCCAUCUUACAAGCGUUAUUCAUUACUGUAAGAGGACAAGACACACCUUGUCUCAGCCUGCCUCAGCCAAGUCCUCUUCUCUAAUACCAGUCCUCUUGCAUAUGAAUGAGUCACACUCAGAAAGACUGAGGACGUGUUAUUCCACUGCACUUUUAUCAAACUGUGUUGUAUAAAUAUAUAUAAAAUGUAUUGAUGUACAGAUAUCUACUCAAGAUGUUUUAUAUGUUAAAUAAAAUAAUCUUGGUAUGACUU